GGACUUUUAUUUUGGUGUGUUGACAUGACGUCAUAAGGCUGCGCCGAAUUCGUGCAUCUGUGAUUCUGCUGAAGAAAGAGUGUCCAAACACACAGAGAAACUCCUGGUGAAGCGACUGAGAUCCACGUGACACACUAUUAUAAAGAUGGAGUUUAUUAAAGAGGAGAGUGAAGACGUGAAGAUUGAAGAAACAUUCAGAGUCAAACAUGAAGAUACUGAGGAACAAACAGGCCUGAUGAAGCUGAAAGAGGAGAGUCAAGAUAUGAACGAAAUGGAAGAGAAUAAUCAGGAUGAGAAAUGUCAUGAUUUCAUGACUGGGGAAAAAUCUACUAGUUCCUCACAGACUCAUAAAACGAGAAUUCACAUUGAAGAGAAGCCUUACACCUGCAAACAGUGUGGAAAGAGUUUCAGUCGAAAAGGAAGCCUUGAAGCCCACUUGAGAGUUCACACUGGAGAGAAGCCGUUCAUAUGCACUCAGUGUGGAAGGAGAUUUAGACAGAAAAAAACCCUUAAUGCCCACAUGACAGUCCACAGUGGAGAGAAGCCAUUCAUAUGCACUCAGUGUGGAAAGAGAUUUAGACAGAGGAAAUACCUUAAUGGCCACUUGACAGUUCACAAUGGAGAGAAGCCUCACACCUGCAAUCUGUGUGGGAAGAGUUACACAAUGAAAGGAAAUCUGAAGACUCACAUGAAAGUACACACAGAAGAGAAGCCGUUCAUAUGCUCUCAGUGUGGAAAGAGUUUCAGACAUAAAGAAAGUUUUAAUAAUCACAUGAGGAUUCACUCGGGGGAGAACCUUUUUAAAUGUCAUCAGUGUGAAAGGAGUUUCACUGACAGUAAUCACCUUCAGAAUCAUGUAAAAAUUCACUCUGUAGUGAAGCCUUUCAAAUGCUGUCAGUGUGGAAAGAGUUUCACAAACAAAACAAAACUUCAGGAACACAUAAGAGUUCACACUGGAGAGAAGCCUUUCACCUGCCCUCAGUGUGGAAAGAGCUUCACGCUUAAAGGAAACCUUAAGCUGCAUAUGAGAGUUCACACUGGAGAGAAGCCUUACAAGUGUCUGGAGUGUGAAGAGUGUUUCACACAUCACACAGAACUGAAACGGCAUUUGCAAACUCAUGUAACGACUGAGACAAAUCAGACAAUUAUUUGUUAUAUUUAACAAAUAAUUGUUUAAAACUCACUCUGAGGUCAAGUUUUAUUGUGCUGAAGUCCCAGGUGAAACUACAUUUCAAUAAUGUACUUAAAGUGCUCUAUAUUUACACACUAUUUUUGUACUUAAUAUACUGCUUUUAAUUGUGCUUUUAAUAUACUAUCUCUGCAUUUA
This is a messenger RNA of Megalobrama amblycephala (Wuchang bream), 1327 nucleotides long. RefSeq names its product gastrula zinc finger protein XlCGF8.2DB-like. The record is from RefSeq and is a predicted model, not a curated record. The transcript has 3 exons. Bases 146 to 1162 code for a protein of 338 amino acids. Gene Ontology annotation, cellular component: nucleus. NCBI's taxonomy places the organism in Eukaryota, Metazoa, Chordata, Actinopteri, Cypriniformes, Xenocyprididae.